CAUCUUGUAUGCGGUAAAGGGAAAAAAAAAACAAACAAACUAUUUUUACAUUUAGAGUCUCACCCACUGUCUUUAAUCUGCAACUAGAAGGAAGUUAUGGAAAAGUCAACUAAUGCAUACCGACCAAUUGAUGUCCUUUAUGAUCCGAUUGAAAGCUACCCCAUAAUCAAUUCAUGAUAUUCAACUCUUUUUAUGUUUGAAUCACAAAAAUGUCAAAAGCUAGUUUUGCCUUCACAAGUACAGUAAAGUCGAAUCCAGCUUCCUUCUCGAAAAGGGUAGUUUUAUAAUUAAUUAGAAAUGGAUUUUCAUUGAUGGGUAGUGGGAAGAAUGUUGAGAAGCUGGAAAGGAAGAAAACCCUUUAUUGUAUAUGAAGUUUAAGAACAUGUUUUGUAGCUGAAGUCAACUUUGUAGCCCUUUGUUUCUCUACCAAUUUGGUGCAAUGAAAGGUGUUUUUGUUCUUAAUCUUAUGUUCAGCUUCUUGUUGCUUCUUUAUCCUUCUACUUCUUUUCCUUUCUGUACAAAUUCAGAGGCACCUUUCACCUUGAAGACUGCUUUGAAAUUUUGUUCCUACAAUGGAAGUAGCUGCUGCAAUUCCACUGUUGAUUCACAAUUACAGAAGCAAUUUCAAGAUAUGAAUAUCUCGGAUCCAAGCUGUGCUUCAGUUCUUCAAUCAGUCCUCUGUGCUAGAUGCGAUCCAUUUUCAGCGCAGUUGUUCGCAAUUGAUACCGAGCCUCGUACGGUGCCUCUCCUUUGCAACUCUACUGUUUCAACAAAUUCAUCUCAGUCUAACCAAGCAACAAAUGAUUUCUGCUCUAAUGUAUGGGAUACAUGUCAAAAUGUAUCUAUGUUGAAUUCCCCGUUUGCACCUUCCUUGCAAGGGCAAGCCGGAGCACCUGCCAAUUCGAAUUUCACCAAAUUGAUUGAUCUUUGGCAGUCCAAAACUGAUUUCUGUAAUGCCUUUGGUGGAGCAUCUACUGAUGAAUCAGUUUGCUAUGAUGGUGAACCUGUUAGAUUAAAUGAGACGCGAACUCCUAGUGCUCCAAAUGGUUUGUGCCUUGAGAAAAUUGGUAAUGGAAGUUACUUGGAUAUGGCUGCUCACCCCGAUGGAUCGAACCGUGCAUUCUUCUCCAAUCAACAAGGAAAGAUUUGGUUGGCGACUAUUCCGAAGGUUGGAUCAGGAGGAACGUUGGAGCUUGAUGAGUCCAAUCCCUUCAUAGACCUUACUGAUGAAGUUCAUUUUGAUACUGCAUUUGGGAUGAUGGGGAUUGCUUUUCAUCCUAACUUCACGCAGAACGGCCGAUUCUUUGCUUCAUUUAAUUGUAACAAGGGUAAAUCGCCAGGAUGUACCGGAAGAUGUUCCUGUAACUCGGAUGUGAACUGUGAUCCUUCAAAACUAGGUACAGACAAUGGUGCUCAACCAUGUCAGUAUCAAAGUGUUGUUGCAGAGUAUACCAGCAAUGGUUCCGCGACGCAGUCUUCCUCGGCAGAAAAUGCUAGGCCAUCAGAAGUGAGAAGGAUAUUCACUAUGGGACUUCCUUUUACUUCACAACAUGGUGGACAGAUUCUUUUUGGACCUACAGAUGGGUAUCUAUACUUUAUGAUGGGGGAUGGUGGUGGUGACGGUGAUCCAUACAACUUUGCUCAAAACAAGAAAUCAGUGCUUGGCAAAAUCAUGAGGCUUGAUGUAGAUAAUAUACCGAGUGCAGCAGAGAUUAAUAGACUUGGUCUAUGGGGAAACUACUCUAUCCCCAAAGACAAUCCAUAUAGCGAAGACGAAAACUUGCUGCCUGAAAUAUGGGCUUUCGGGUUCAGAAAUCCUUGGCGCUGCAGUUUCGAUUCAGAGCGGCCUUCUUAUUUUAUGUGUGGUGACGUUGGCGAGGAUCUGUACGAAGAGGUUGACAUCAUCAGCAAAGGCGGAAACUACGGUUGGCGUGUUUACGAGGGUCCAUAUCGUUUUAAUCCAACAUCAUCACCUGGAGGGAACACAUCUGCAAAUUCCAUUAACCCCAUUUUCCCGGUUAUGGGAUACAAUCACUCCGAAGUAAACAAGAAAAUAGGAUCAGCCUCAAUUAUAGGAGGCUACUUUUACCGGUCCAACAUUGAUCCUUGUAUGUAUGGAAGGUACCUGUAUGCAGACUUGUAUUCAGGUGCAAUAUGGGCAGCAACUGAAGACCCGGAAAACAGUGGCAACUUUUCAACGAGCACAAUUCGUUUUGGUUGUGCAAGAGACUCUCCUUUACAAUGCAGCAGUGUGCCAGGAAGUGACCUUCCAGCAUUGGGUUAUAUUUUCUCAUUUGGUCAGGACAAUAGCAAAGACAUCUACUUGUUAACCAGCAGUGGAGUUUAUCGAGUUGUGCCGCCGAGCCGCUGCAAUUACACAUGCUCGAGGGAAAACGCUACCGCUGUCGAAGCACCGAGCCCUAGGACAUCACCACUGCCUUCACAUUCCAACAAGCUGACACCUAUAAAUCUGCUAUUAUCUGCUUUUUUGCUGCUUUUGCUAUGUGUUGCCUAAAAUUUCAGAACGACUCUAUCUGUUGUAUUGUUUUGUAGUGAGGACAGAUUUUUUUUUCCAAGUAGUCUAUAAUAAAAUUUUAUAUAA
Gossypium arboreum is the source of this 2602-nucleotide messenger RNA. RefSeq names its product HIPL1 protein-like. The coding region runs from base 440 to 2515 and encodes 691 amino acids. The record is from RefSeq and is a predicted model, not a curated record. The transcript has 7 exons. NCBI's taxonomy places the organism in Eukaryota, Viridiplantae, Streptophyta, Magnoliopsida, Malvales, Malvaceae.